Frankliniella occidentalis (western flower thrips) is the source of this 630-nucleotide messenger RNA. RefSeq lists its product as uncharacterized. Lineage: Eukaryota; Metazoa; Arthropoda; Insecta; Thysanoptera; Thripidae. The transcript is spliced from 2 exons. Bases 124 to 567 code for a protein of 147 amino acids. The record is from RefSeq and is a predicted model, not a curated record.
CUGUUCGGCCCGGUCCGAGCUCUUUGUGACCCCCUGUCGGCCGCCGCCAGCCGCCGUGUCCCACCGGGCCGCAGUGUCCAAGGGGCGGCCGACCCUCCAGGCGAGGCGCGCGCGCGGCUCACCAUGGGCUGUGUGUGUGUCGGAGGCUUCGACAUGCCGGAAAUGGCGGGGACCCUGUCGAACGGCCACGUGCUCGCCAAGGACAGCGACGUGGCCAACAACAACGUGCAGCGGCCCACCAUUACGGACGGCAGCUCCGACUGGAUCGACGCCGACCUGGUGGCCGAGGCCGUGGGCGAGGACCCGUCCUCCAUCCGGGACGUGGUGGUGAAGGCGGCCGUGGCGGACGGCGACAACUACUGCUCGUGCAUGUGGCGGGUGCAGGCCACGGCCGGCGACAAGCCCGUGAGCAUCAUCGUCAAGGCGCCGCCGCGGGGAGAGCUCAUGCAGGACUUCGUCACCAGGCUCGGCUUCUUCACCAAGGAGACCAGGAUGCUCAAGGUAAAGCCCACCGCGCAGUGGUAUGUCUGUUCAUAUGAACAUGGGUUUUUGGACAAACGUCACUAACCACAUGCAAUUUUGAAUUGAUAGCAAUAAAGUUACGAAUUUGCAUAGGCCUACUCUUGCACC